UUUAUUAAUAUCACAUCUCUUCAUUUCUCUAUUAAUAUCACAUCUCACAAUAUUUAGUUUUUUAUUUGCAAUUCAUACUAGAGACUACAAAACGAAAAACAUUUCUUUUAUAGUUUCUUCAUUACUACUUUCAUUUACUCUAUGUUUUUUCUUUUCUUUUUUCAUCUCUCUCUUACUCAUCACUCUUCUACGUUGAUUCUCACAGUAAAAAGAUAACCAAUUUACCCCAGCAACCAAAUGCGGAAUUCCACCAAUACACUAGUUAUAUCACUAUAGAUGAAACUCAAAAAAGAUUUUUAUUUUAUUAUUUUGUUGAAGCAGAUGUUCACCUAACUUUAAAGCCAAUAGUUAUGUGGCUACACGGAGGGAAUAUGGAGUCAAUCACUGGAGGACUGGGUUGUACUUUUGUUGGACUUGGAGCUUUCAUGGAGCAUGAUCCUUUUAAACCAACUGACAAAUGUUUGGUUAAGAAUGCCUACAGUUGGAACAAAGAGACAAACAUGCUCUAUUUGGAAUCACCCGCUGGCGUUGGGUUUUCAUACUCCACCAACAAAUCCUUCUAUAACUAUGUGACCUGUGACAUGACAUGUCACUUUGCACCUCAACUUGCAGCACUCAUUGUACAUACCAAAACCAAUAUAACUUUAAAAGGAAUAGUUAUAGGAAACCCCUUCUAGAGUUUAACACAAAUUACAACUCUAGAGGACAAUUUUUACGGUCUCAUGGGUUGAUAUCAUAUUCAACCUAUGAGUUACUCAUUAAAGUUUGCAACUAUUCCCAAAUUAAAAGAGAAUAUCGAAGUAGAACGCCUAGUUCCACAUAUGUAAAAGUUAACAAGAGAUUGAGUAUGGAGGUUGGUAGCUACGUCGAUCAGUUUGAUGUUAGUCACGAUGGGUGCCUACCACCAUUACAACAUACUUGGACUCCAGUUGUAUAAUCCCUUCCCUUUAAAUCUAAACUCUCUUUUGUUUUUAUUUUUUUGGUUCAUUUUGUUAUGCUUUCUAUUAUAUUUGGUUAGCAAGAAGAAAACAAGAGAGCUUUUUGUCUUGAAGACAAAAUAUUUGCGUACUUGAAUAAAAAAGAAGUACAAAAAGCUCUUCAUACUAGGUUCGCCUAUUGAAAAUCUUGUAGUGGGUAAGAUUUAUCAGUUGAAACCUGACUCAUCAUUAGAGUUUAAAACUUAAUUAUAACUUCAAAAUACCAUAGAUGUCAUUUAGAUUGAUGGAAUAAAGUCAAAUUAAAUUCAAUAAUCACCCAUUUUGUCUUUGUAAUAAAUGGACUUCCGAAUUAUCUUUCAAAUUGGAAAUAAGUUCAGGUUUAUCAGAUUUAUUUCGAAUUCUAAUAUCAUUUUCAUUUUAUUAUAAAGUUAUCCGGUAUGACAACAAAAGUUUUGAUAAUCCAACCAUAUCUCUAUUAGGGGCACUUGUUAAAUCAGGUGUCAGAGUGAUGGUAUUUAGGUUAGUUAGUUUUUCUCUCUAACUUUUUAGUUAGUCCAUGACAUCAUACUCUUGUCUUUGGGUUGUCCAUGUUCUAGAUGUUUUUUACGCAUAACUAUUUCUUGUAUAGUGGAGAUCAAGAUUUCGUCAUCCCAUUCAUUGGCCUACAAUCCUUAGACCAUGGUAUAAUGGAAUAAAGGUAUAUAUUUGUAAAUAUAGAAGAUUUUUAUUUUAUGGAUUUAUUGAUUAUGUGCUGGUGGUUGAGCUAAAAAUCAACGAUCUAAUUCUCUUUAAGUUUCACUUUGUCAUUGGAAUCAUUCAUAUCUAAAAGAUUAACUUAUUUUAGUAUUUUGUUAUUUAGGUUGUAGGAUUUACACAGGUUUAUGGUGACAGUUUAUCAUUUGCCACCAUAAGAGGAGCUGGUCAGUACGCACCAGCUUCGCAACUAGAGCAAACACUUGUGUUAUUUGAAGCAUUUUAAUAGUCAAACUAAAUUUUUUAAUAGUCAAACUAGAUUUUACGUUAUAUAUAUCAGUUUUUUGUAUGACAUAGAGAACAAAAUUUUAUAGGACUAAAUCAUGAAUCCUGCGUAGUCUAAAGUGUAAUUCAAAUUCAUCAAGGUUGUCUAAAGUAUAAUUCAAACCGAUCAAGGUGACAUUUAAUAGCUAGAUUGUAACAUUAUUGAGAGACUAAAUGAAGAAUAUGACAAAGGUUUGUGAUGUGGGUUGUGUAUAACUCAGAUCCAUUGAAUAAAGGACACAAUAAAAAUAGAAUGGUGGGCAUUAAUAAGGCUAAAUUCUUCUCUUAUCAUUAGUUCAUAAAAAAGAAAUAAGAACGAAAUUAAACUCAACCUUACUGCAACCGAGAAAGGUGUUGUAUAGAAUUUAAUUUAGAAUACAUAUAUUCCAUUUAAACUGAUUUGUUUAUAUCACAAAAAAAAAAAAAAAGUCACAAGUGGUCUAAA
Cicer arietinum (chickpea) is the source of this 2400-nucleotide messenger RNA. Its product is annotated as serine carboxypeptidase-like 46. Lineage: Eukaryota; Viridiplantae; Streptophyta; Magnoliopsida; Fabales; Fabaceae. Gene Ontology annotation, biological process: proteolysis. Gene Ontology annotation, molecular function: serine-type carboxypeptidase activity. Gene Ontology annotation, cellular component: vacuole. The record is from RefSeq and is a predicted model, not a curated record.